UCCCCCGUAAUUCCUCUGGCCGGGAGACGGGAUGGUGUUUUUUUGUGUGUUUUUUGUUCUCCCAGGCAACAGUUUUUGAGCAGCACGCCCUUUUUUAGUGAGGUGGGACUUAAACUCCGCCAGGACUGAUCCUGACUGAGAGUGAGCCGGGACACCGGCCGGGCAAGGAGUGGAGUCGACAUUGUCUCUCUUCGAGGUGCGUUUUGAGGAACAGAUUCCAAAAUGAAAUUUCGGCUUAGUCUAGUUGUUCUGUGGAUGCAGUUUGGAGUUGGGGUUGAAUCUGCAGUCGAGAACGCCAUUACAGCAAUCUACGGCCAGUUUGUUGUGCUGGGGUGCAGUUUCACCGUGAGUAACAAGUCGUCUUUGGAGAAGUUGUAUAUCACUUGGCAACGGAAAAAAGCUGAAAACGUUGUCCAUAGUUACUACUAUGGAGAAGAUCAAUUACAAUAUCAGGAUCCACGAUACGCAGGCAGAACAAGCUUAUUUCUAGAAGAGUUGAAGAAUGGGAAUGCUUCCCUGAAAAUCCAAAAAUUAACAUUUCAAGACUCUGGAUCAUAUGAAUGUCACAUCGAUUACAAACCUAAACCUGAUCCAAGUUUUGUAUCGGUCAACGUUGUAGCUCACUACGAGGAGCCAAUUUUGGAGAUCACACAGAAAUUGUCCAGCUGCAUUUUAAGUUUCAAAUCCCAUGGCUAUCCUAAGGCUAAUGCUUCUUGGUACAAAGGAGACAAUUUGAAUCAUUCCCUUUCAUCCAACUAUUCGUCCUACACAUCUGAAGAUGGAUUUUAUUGGGUUCAAAGCAAAAUGGAAAUCAAUGUCACAGAAAAACCUUCAUCCUAUACAUUUGUGCUAAGAAACCCUGCUCUCAAUCAAACUAUUUCUAGGACACUACAUCUUAAUUCGGAAAGCACCACUGGAACACCUCACCCUCCCAGCAACUAUCCUUUAAUCGCGAGUUGCAUUCUAAUGAUGCUACUCAUGAUAUUUGUUUUAUUUUGUUCAUAUAGCAGCACUCAAUUAAAGAAACUAGAAAUGCUAAUGGUGAACUGACCUGAGACUAUUUUAGAUUCCAAGAAGCCUAGUUUCUUCUAUCAAUUCUGUGAGAUGUGGAACUACCUGCUGCUUGGGUUCUUUGCCUUGAGUUGUCUUGCUUGUCUGGGUGGUUGGGAUGUCUGUGAGUGACUCGAUAACAAGAAAGGACUUGCCCUCAGUGAUAUGAAUGUAACAGAAGUGUGGUAACCAUCUGUAUUCUUGCUGAGUGCGGGACAUGCAGCGGGACAUAAGAGAUACACUUGCAAUCAUGCUGAGAGUUUAACAUGGAUGGAUCUGAGUGCAAUCAUGUGGAUAGUUCCACAUGGAAUGGAUAGUUGUAUGUGUAAUGGGAUUGAGGGAUCUGCAAUCUGAUUGAAUGUGCCCGGUGUAAUUGAAUUGUACGAUCGACCUAGAAUGACACGAAGAGUUAUUGGCACAUUGGGACUGAGUGGUUUAAUCUCUUCCUUGUACGGGGACCCGACUUUUUCCUUGUCGGGUCUCCGGUGUCAUUGGGCCUAACAUCGUGGAGCCGGCGGCAGCCUCCAACCAGAACCAACCUGAGGGCUCCAGUCACGGAGCCUGCGGACUCGCC
Messenger RNA from Amblyraja radiata (thorny skate), 1624 nucleotides. RefSeq names its product CD276 antigen-like. NCBI's taxonomy places the organism in Eukaryota, Metazoa, Chordata, Chondrichthyes, Rajiformes, Rajidae. The coding region runs from base 223 to 1050 and encodes 275 amino acids. The record is from RefSeq and is a predicted model, not a curated record. Gene Ontology annotation, biological process: T cell costimulation; cellular response to lipopolysaccharide; cell surface receptor signaling pathway. The transcript is spliced from 5 exons. Gene Ontology annotation, cellular component: external side of plasma membrane.